AUGGUCCUGUUGACAUUGACUCCUGCUGCCAAAUCUGCCGUAGAGCUCUACAAUCAAUUGUCAGACCAGAAACAGCAUGACACGUCGAGCGACCCCUCCUUGAGCGAGCCCACCGUCGGCGCUCCUGUAUCGCAUGCACAGCUGAUUGAAGUUGCGCGCUUCCUGCGCGAGAGCCAUCUUNCCAACAAGAAUGACUUUCGACUUGAUGCUCUGCUCAAGGGGGCCAACAUUUAUGUGCCCCCUCCAAAACCAAAGCCUCAGCCAGUAUGCACACGCGAGACGUCAACUCCUUCGCAUUUAUCCCUUACUGAUAUCUUCGACCAGACUGCCGAAUACACUGCCCUAAUGGCCCGUCUUCGCAGAGAGGAGGAGAGUAUCGCAUACCAACGUUUGAUCAACCCUACAUCAUCCGUACCCGAACCAUCUCGUAUACGGCCAGAGGACGAAGAUGACGAGGUGACAUACACAGAUGUCAAUCGCCAACUAGCACUCAUCAUCAACGUCCUCGUCUCUAUCAUCGCUUGUAGCGUCGCCAUCUGGAUCGCCGCCCGGCAUUGGAGUGUUCCACAGAGAAUGGCCUUGAGCAUGUUCGGCAGCGGCGCUGUUGCAAUUGCAGAAGUCGCAAUUUACAUGGGCUACCUAAGACGCAUCAAGGAUGCAAAACAAACAGAGGGAAAGAGGGUUGAAACAAAACAAGUCGUCGAGACGUGGGUCAUUGAGAAGAAGGAUCCCAAAAAAGAACAUGAGCUUAGACAGAGAAAGGGCGGCAAGCAUAGAUAA
Molecule: messenger RNA, 780 nt
Organism: Aureobasidium musti
Lineage: Eukaryota; Fungi; Ascomycota; Dothideomycetes; Dothideales; Saccotheciaceae
Source: the annotation of a GenBank genome assembly